This is a messenger RNA of Owenia fusiformis, 425 nucleotides long. Lineage: Eukaryota; Metazoa; Annelida; Polychaeta; Sabellida; Oweniidae. The record is from the annotation of a GenBank genome assembly.
GGAAUUCUCGAAAGAUGAGGAAACUUUAGAGAGUUUAUUAGAGAGCAUAUCUGAACUGGUUCACACUUUAAAGCACGCGAAGCACACAGGACGUACAGAACUGACGCCCAUAAAGCUCCCAGAGCCUGAGGUAUUGACCAAUCAGUUUAAGUUACGAACUGAGUACGUCCUUGAAGAGGUGGAAGAUGAUCGCACGACGCCACAAAUGUUGGGAAAUAUCGUAGCCGAGGAAAAUGAUCAAGAUGUUGACUUGGUAUGUAUACUGUUUGUAUUUUUUUUUUUUUUUGUAAUUAUUGUAAUUAUGUUGGUGUCUUGUGCUGAUGGCCUCAAUAAAUAUCACCAAGAUGGCAAGAAAACUGGGCAAUUCUGUUGGACAUUAAACUUUUACAUAUGCUGAGUAGACAAGAUCUGUUAGGAAACUGGGU